AAUCCCCCUAAUAUCAACCAAUAAUUCUUUUGUUUUUGCACAAAAAUCGUCAUUAAUAAAAUAUGGUGUAAAAUACGUAAAUAUUGUAAAAUGGCGUAUAUAAAUGUGGCUGAGUGGUCUCCGGACCAGGUAACGGAUUGGAUAAAAGGGUUGGACGACUCCAUGUACACUUAUGUGUACUCCUUUAUAAAUAAUGGAGUUGGUGGACAUCAAUUGUUGAAUAUAAGACCUUAUGAACUGGAACAGUUGGGAAUGAUAUCCAUAGGUCAUCAAGAAAUAGUGUUGGAAGCAGUCGAGAAUUUAAGGAAUUUUCACUACAAUUUGGAUAAGGAGAAUUUGCAGUUUAUGGCAUUGCAUGUGGCCACUGCCGCCCGAAGUCUGCACCGACAGCUAUCUCUAAAGAAUGGAGAGUCAAUGAUUGAGACACAAGUUCUAAAUGACAUUACAAGAACAAUAGCGACUAUAAAGCCAUUGAUUUGUUGGCUUGAUCGCUCGCCUUUUCAAGGGCAAUUUCAAUUUACCGAAAUAUGCCGUAAAAUGUUGAGACUUGGCCUGGAAAUGGCGACUAUUGCUCAGAGAGAAAGGUUUGUUGAACAUCCGGUUGAACAAAUUCGUACAACUGCUGAAACAUUGGAGCGUUUGGCAAAUUACAUCAUCCAGGAUAUAACGGACCCUAUGCUUUUGCAACCUGCAUCGCUAAACUUAGUCACACUAAAAAAAAGGGAGUCCGAACUUGGUUUUAAUAUUGAAACAAGUUAUCAUGGCAUACAUCGCGUAACAGAUAUAAAACAUAACUCACCAGCUCAUAAUUCUGGUAAAAUCGAAGAUGGAGAUGAAAUAGUGCAGAUAAAUUAUCAAACAGUUGUAGGAUGGCAGUAUAAGACAGUUUUAUUACAGCUAAGGGAGUCAUUACCUGAUGUUUUGUUAACGUUGAAAAAACGACCUAAACAUACGAAGAUAUACGGCCAAAUUUAUAUGCAACCGUAUCGGCUUCCUAGCAAGAAACGAAACAUCGGUGCCCGUUGGGGGGAAAAUGCAACAAGUGCCCGCCCUGGGUUUCUUGCCGUCCCUGAGACUACAUAUAAAAUUCCACUCACUUUGAAUUCAGAGAAUGAGAAAAACGAUGAUGCGGAUACGGAUUCUAUAUGCAGUGAUAUAUUAACGCCAACAGAUGCCAAAGUUUUGGAAAAAGAAAGCCGUUUGUACUAUCCGAAACCAAGAGCAAUGUUACAAAGGCGUAACACCAUAUGUGGCGACGAAAUAUUAAGGCAUAAAAGUUUGGGUUUGGUUUCCCAUUGGAUUGAAAGCAAAGCGGGUAUAGGUACAGAUCCGUCAUCACCAAGUUUACGUGACAAAUCCGUGUCAUUUGGCUUCGGUUUGGAAAUAACUUCUAGACCAACAACUUGUAUUGGCAUUAGUGGCGGCCCUAACGCUAAAUACGCGAGCGAAUUCGGCGAUAACAAGAAAUUGCGCCAAAUUGUUGAGCAGCCAAAUGAGCAAGCACUUUCUUCGAAGCCAGGCGUUUGUAAAGUUGUACGCUUCGACUCAGGCAUGAAGGCGGAGGACUAUACCCUUGAUGAGAAAUAUACGUGUAAUGUUCAAAACACGAUACUGGAAACUUUUGAGCCUAUUCCAUUUGUAGAUGAGGAAGAUGAUGGUAUUGAAGCAUUGCGUUUCGCUCAGGAAAAAACUGAAAAAGUCUUAGACACACUUGAGAGAAUUGUUGGUGGUAAUCCCAACAACUCUUUAGUAGAAACUAUCAAUGUUCCACUUGUAGUAAGGCGUGGUAGAUUGGAUAAAAGCCAUAGUACACCGACGUAUGACAACUCCGGUGAAGAUUCAGACACACCUCCUGCAAUUGAGCCGCGCAAAGAAUUUCUUUUGAUAACUCCACCAGUACCGCCGCCUCGUCCCAAGAAGCAAAUUGUUCCUGUACCACCACCGAAACCCCCUGGUUUAAUGCAAACAAUGUAUGCUUCUGCCACUACACAAGCUCAAGCUAUUCAGAGUUUAACUUCACCCCCUCAGAAAUUAACCACCAAAUCGCAAAUAUUAUCACCUACUAAUGCGGAUGAAGUAGAUAAGUCACCAAACUGCAGUAAUAGUUCGUUGUCAUUAUCAGCGGUUUACACCGAUUCUCCAAAUGAAAGUGGCGAACUUCAUACACCCACAAAAACUCGUGUCUUGACGCUGAAAAAGAAACACAGCUUAAUAAAUAAAAGACGAAAUGUAAAUCUUAAGUUGUUAGGUACAGGUGAUAUACAAGGAUAUUUGUACAGGCGAACCAAAGACAAGCGUGGCGUGACUUUUUGGGCACGUUUAUACUUUGUUAUGAUGGACACUAUAUUAUAUGGAUUCCGAUCAAAAGAAUCAUCAAAGGCUAAUUGUGUUAUAUUUUUGCCUGGUUUUACGGUGUCGUUAGCAAAGGAAGUACAUUCAAAAACGUUUGCCUUUAAGGUUUACCAUUCAGCUAAAACCUUUUAUUUUGCUGCGGAGUCUCAAGAUGCACUAAGCCAAUGGGUGGAAUUCAUUCGUCAGUCUACCCUAACUUUGAACACUUCUAUAUCUGGUUCUGAGGCAGCAGUUAACGCCCAUGACCUGUUUUCUGAGAAUGAAAGUUCAAGUGAAGAAAGUGAAAACCAUGUUAUUACACCAUGUACGCCUUCCCCCCAAUCUGGUAAGGAUUCUCCCCAAAGUCAAUUGGUAACUGGGAAAUCGCAAAACAAUACACCGAUUUCAACAAAAAGUGACCGGCGAUAUUUAGGCUCAUUAAGAAAACUUACUAAGGGCUCCUUACAAUUCAAAAGUUCGUCGACGAGCGAAAAAAAGAUAUCGAAUGACAUACCAGUACCUACUGAACAGUUUCGUUCUUAUAGAAAAGUACCAGGUGGUAGCUUCGGUAUACAAAUAGGUGCUAAUACACCAGGAUAUCAUGAUUCAACAAUGCAUCCAUUUAAUAUGUCAAAUAGUUCUAUCUGUGAAGAACAACAAAUGGCAACAAAAACUCUUGGCACGGCUGUUUCUUCGCCUUCGGAAAGUAAUCCGUUACCACUAAUGCUUUCUCAAACAGGCAAAGUCAAUACUUUUUGUGAUUCUACGUUGGGAAGUCUAGAACCUCCUACUUCGCCUGCACCAUUGCCGUCUCAUCAAAAAGAAUUCGCCCAAGCAGUAUCAACAGUAGUAACGGAUACGCACACGCCACAAUAUCCCUCUUCAAACGUGACGAGUCCUAGCAAAAGUAUUAAAAAAAUACCAUACAAUUUCAUCCAUGCAUCUAAUCCAAAUUUGGUCGAAUUUGAUUUCCAAACUUCGCGGACAUUGGAUUAUAACUUACCGAAAAUAAACUCGAGUAAUGCUUGGGACGCGCUACCCAACAACAUUCAAGGAUUUGUUACACUCAAAGAUUUAAUGCUACAAAAACAGGAGGAAGAGGCACAAGAAAUGUAUAAUAAUCGUGUUUUGUUGGGGGUUGAAAAAAAAGACGAACACAAAAGAAGUGCACCUCAAAAAUCGUUAGCGCAGGUUAAUGAAGCAAUGGAAAGCAAUCAAAAUUCAGAGGAUAGUAAAAAAGUUUCCAAAACCCAAAGUCGCAGCCUACCAAAACCUCCCGACUAUGAAAUUAGUUUUAAACCUGAUGAUGAAGAUAUUCAACUCACGCGAACGAAAGAAGGAUUAAAAUUAAGGGACUUUGGUUAUGAACUAAUAUCAGGCGAUGAACCAUUAGGAACAUCAUCGAUUUCAAGACAUUUCAUACAUACUGCACGUCAAUUUCAUCAUCAUUCGGAUACUCAUGAUUCAAGCAGCACUAAUGGCAGUAAUUGGGCAUCGGCAAUGAAGUCUAGGCCAUUUUUGCUAUCUUCAAAUAAAAACAAGAAGAACUCAACGAGUAGUAGUUGCUCGUCUGCCGAUUUUAAUGUUAACACUACAGGGGAAAGAAGAUUAGGAAGUUUUAAGAAGAAGGGAAAGUUAGAAUCUUUUAAGACUUCGAGUGAAAAAAUUUUUCAGUUUGGAAAACAUUCUUCCGGAGGAAACGUUGGCGUUGUUGGUACAACAAUGACACUACCGCUCAAUAAAAAAUCAUUUAACCCUACACAUGAUGUAUCGGGCACUUCAGGUAUUAAGAAAAGCCAUACAUACAAUAAUGAUUUAAAAGAAAAAGCUGCUAAAUACGAUGCUCAGCGCAAAAAUUCUGCCCCAAUGCCAAUCUUUGGUAAGCUCAGUUUUUCAAGUUCGGCUUCUACUACAAAUGCAAAUAGUAAAAAUGAUAACAAAAAGGACAAAAAAAAUUGUAACUCCCCCUUACUUCACCGAUCGACAGGUCAUCAUAAUAAUGCCAAUAGUUCGCAAGCUGGCUCUACGUCUGCGUCAAGUAAUACAUAUUCAGGGCGUGAUUAUGACCACGAGAUAUUUUCGCAAGUGAUAUUCCCUAAAAAGAGUUCGAAUCGCAAACAGAGCAUUAUGCCACCAGUUGCGAAUACUGAAAUUAUAACAGCUCCCGAUGUAACAGCACCUCCGCCACCAACAAAGACACCAAGCACAAAUGCAAAUGACUUAACAAUACAAUCAUCAUCUUCUAACGCACCCACGACCGAAUAUCCUAACAUGCAAUGUCCCCCAGUAUUCGAACCGGACAUCUACUCACUGGACCCAAAUGCAAGUUUACUCCUCAGAAGGAAUAAUAAUAACAACCACAGUGUCAGUGAAGAUAAUUGACUUACCAGCAUAAACAUUUAAGAAAAUAAAUAAUAUCAAAUUUAAAAUUUGUCUUAUUUAAAUUUAACUUAAUUGGCAAUACACAUACAAAUUUUUAAUAUUUAUAUAUAGUAUGUCUUAAAGCAGCAUAAAUUGUAUUAUUAUUUCAUCGAACUGCAUUUUUUAUAUCAUUGUGUAAUUUAGUGUCUUCCCUUUAGUUAAAACUUACUCAAAACAUGUAUUGUUUAAGGUUAUGUCUAUUUUUCGUAGUUAAAUUUUGACCUAAAAAUAUAUUUUGAAAAUACAGGUCUUAUUCGAAAUUUUUGGAAUCGACUAGUGAUACUAAGUGGAAGUAAAAUGCAAAGCAAAUUUCAAAACAUGUACAUUAUAUAACUUUCCUCCACAGAUAAACCUUAAAUAUCCAUUAAAAUAAUGAAUGUACAUACAUACAUAUUUUACAUAAACACA
Molecule: messenger RNA, 5160 nt
Organism: Stomoxys calcitrans (stable fly)
Lineage: Eukaryota; Metazoa; Arthropoda; Insecta; Diptera; Muscidae
Gene: cnk
Exons: 4
Coding region: 91-4713 (1540 amino acids)
Molecular function (GO): protein binding
Source: RefSeq, a predicted model, not a curated record